GGCAUCACAGAUAGCCCAUUUUGUAGCUUUGCGCUUGACAACAAACUCAUCUCUUUUUUAUGACUUUCUUACCUUGAAAUGAUAAGAAUACUUUAUUCCACUUCUCUGUAUAGCCUCAAAUAACAAUGAGAGGAAAUUAGUUAUUUCACGAAAUUUCCAGCAAUUAUAAUUCUGGUUAAUCUUGCACGAAGCAAAACUGGGUUCGGCGCAGGAGAAGCAGUACUUGGUUUGGUGUUGCAUACAACGUUUAUCAGUAACAACAAAUUAAGAGAGAAGGUGCGAUAUUCCUCUCCAUCCAAUAAUAUUUACGAGAAACAACAGUUUCAAAUGGUCUGUAAUGUUCGUCGACAUGUAGCCUGUCCUGAUUUUCUGACAUCAACCAAGGAGCCCAAAGUUGUCCAUAAAAAAACACAUUCGAAAUUGAAGCUAGCAGAACAAAGCAACAGUGAUGUGACAUAUCAACAAAAAAGUCUAGAAGAGAGGGGAAGAUGGGUGAGCAUGCCCAGUGUUGCUCAUCCUUCCACCCCUACGGAAGACAAUGUCGAACUUCCCUCUCCUUCUCGGUCUCGUCUUGUGCGUAUCCACGAGCGUCGCUUUCAUCGUCAUUUUCCCAGCAUCAGUUCAGAAGAUCGCCUUAUUAACUACUAUCACUGUGCCCUAGUGUCUGACAUUCUGCUACAAGGAUAUCUCUACCUUUCACAAAACUACUUUGCUUUCUACUCAAACAUCUUUGGCUAUAAAACAAAGUUCUUGAUUCCUGUAGGGAAUGUUAUCCGAGUAACCAAAGAACGUACAGCGAAAAUAAUACCCAACGCCAUUGGAAUAACAACACACGAGGAAAAGUUUGUUUUUGGAUCACUACUGUCAAGAGACGCCUCCUAUCGGUUGAUACAUCAAAUAUGGAAAAAUGCAUCUUAUGGGGAACUUUGCCAACAAGAGGAAAGUGAAAGCGGAAACACAUCUCCUCUACUUUCGAAAGGUAUAGAAGGCGAAGACUCUGUUAGUGACACUUCUGAUCAAGUGACCACUGAUGACGUCAGUUCCCUUCCAUCGAAAACUACAGAAGGAAAUAUCUCGAAUUCGCCGUCCAGCCGCCAGUUUCGUCGUCUGUCCUCAACAACCAAAUACAUUCCUCUUAAAAUGAGCAGAAAAAUUGAUACAAUUUCUUCAAAGUGUCAACCAUCAAAGAACGUUGUGUUGGGCAUCACGAGAGAUUGCUUUGAUAAGAUAGAAGAGACUGUGAUCAACAUUUACAAGCUCCCUCGGACGUCCUUACUGUUGUUUGUGUCCACCGUGCUUCUGGUACUACUGUUUUUCUCUGCGACUUUCCUGAUGUACAGAAUAGCAAUGGUUCAUCGACGAGUAGCAAAUGCUGAACGCACGUAUUUCUCUUCUGAGGAUAAACUGCUGUACUACAGGGAGAAAAGAAAAGGACAAAGUAAAAUAAUAAACGAAGAAGUGACAGAGUUAACAACAAACCUUAGGAACCGGAUCAAUCAGCUCAUUUUGGUUAGAAAAUCCCUGGCGGAGCUCAUGGAUGUAACGAUACACGAACAAAGCCCUUGUAGCUCUCCAAGUGGGAAAUUUGCUGAAAGAGGGCAGUGGAUGGUUGUUGGUACCUAAAACUACCAAGCUCUUAAGAUGAAUUUUACCGAAGUUUGGAGAUGCAUAAAACCAAAUAUAUAUGUUCCAAAAUAAUCUAGUCAUACUAUACCUAGUUAUAACACAAAUUCAUUUACAAAUGAUAUUAAAUUAUAAAAAAUGAAGCUUAGUUGAUGUUGUAACUGUUUGUCAACCUAUCUUUUAAAUUAUUUCAUAUUCACUGUAUUCACUUAGAUUUAGAAUUGAUUCAUCUUUUGUUUGUUUUAAAACACCUAUGAUAAUGAUAACAUUGACUACUAGUACAGAUUGAUGGCACAUUAACGAACACCAGACCACUGUAUUGUGUUAUUUAUAAGUUCAUGGAUUUAUUUAACAUUCAAAUAAAUGAAGUUUUGUAUAA
This is a messenger RNA of Limulus polyphemus (Atlantic horseshoe crab), 2002 nucleotides long. Its product is annotated as GRAM domain-containing protein 1C-like. Gene Ontology annotation, biological process: intracellular sterol transport. The transcript has 13 exons. Bases 328 to 1623 code for a protein of 431 amino acids. Lineage: Eukaryota; Metazoa; Arthropoda; Merostomata; Xiphosura; Limulidae. The record is from RefSeq and is a predicted model, not a curated record. Gene Ontology annotation, molecular function: sterol binding; sterol transfer activity. Gene Ontology annotation, cellular component: endoplasmic reticulum membrane; plasma membrane; endoplasmic reticulum-plasma membrane contact site.